AUGAGGGCUCAGAAUCUCACUUCUAUCACCGAGUUCAUCUUGGUGGGACUCACCAGCCACCGCAAGACCCAGAUCCUGCUCUUUGUGGUCAUCCUCAUCAUCUACUUGCUUACUGUCAUGGGGAACCUGGUGAUCAUCAUGCUGGUGCGGACUGACUCCCGCCUCCACACACCCAUGUACUACUUCCUGACUCACCUUGCGGGCGUGGAGGUAUGUUACGUUACUAGCACCUUGCCCCAGAUGCUCAUCAACCUUCUUAAUGGAAACGGUGUCAUCUCCUUAACACGUUGUGCACUCCAGAUGCAUUUGGUAUUGACCCUGGGUGGCACCGAAUGUGUUUUGUUAGGUGCCAUGGCCUAUGAUCGUUACUUAGCCAUUUGCCACCCCUUGCUCUAUGCUGUCCUCAUGGGAAGGUGGCGCCAGCUGCAACUUGCCUCUGUCUCCUGGUCAGUUGGCAUCCUUCUGGCAACAAUCAAUGUGAGCUGCACCUUCAGCCACCUCUUCUGUGGCCCCAAUCGGGUCAACCACUUCAUCUGCGAGCUGCCCGUAGUGCUGAAACUGGCAUGUGCCAACACUCACAUCACAGAGUCUGUGGUUUUCAUGACGGCUGCUCUGAUCCUCCUGGGUCCUCUUUCUGUUAUUUUGACCUCGUACGGGCUCAUUCUGUCCUCCAUAUUGAAAAUGCGGUCAAGUGCCAGCCGGCGCAAGGCCUUCUCAACAUGCACCUCUCAUUUGGCUGUGGUCACCGUGUUCUACGGCACAGUCAUCACUAUGUACAUGAGACCCGGGUUGGGCACAGGUUCAGAUUUUGACAAGAAAAUUGCAGUGUUUUAUAUUAUGGUCACCCCCUUGCUCAACCCUAUCAUUUACACCCUGAGGAACAAGGAUGUCCAUGGGGCAGCGGCUAAGGUUCUGCGAAGAUGGGGAUUGGGAUGCAAAAGAUGA
Rhineura floridana is the source of this 945-nucleotide messenger RNA. Its product is annotated as olfactory receptor 2D3-like. The transcript has a single exon. Gene Ontology annotation, biological process: G protein-coupled receptor signaling pathway. Bases 1 to 945 code for a protein of 314 amino acids. NCBI's taxonomy places the organism in Eukaryota, Metazoa, Chordata, Lepidosauria, Squamata, Rhineuridae. The record is from RefSeq and is a predicted model, not a curated record. Gene Ontology annotation, cellular component: membrane. Gene Ontology annotation, molecular function: olfactory receptor activity; G protein-coupled receptor activity.